AUGGCAGAAAACAACAUCACCCAACGUCGUCCACGGUCUAUCGACGAAAAUGAUGAACCCUUGGCGAACACCCCCGAAGGCCGAGUGACCAUCCGCAGUGUCCGCUCGCUCUGUGGCGCAAAGCAUACCCAACAGGGAAUUGUCCUUGGGCCUGACCACCAUCACCACGAGCCAUUGUCGUUCUUUGAGUGCCUCAAAGUCAUCCUGUUUGCGACCAGGAUCAACGUUCUGCUUUUGUUCAUCCCCCUCGGAGUCAUUGCCAGCAAGUUGCAUUGGACACCCGUCACUAUCUUUGUGCUCAAUUUUAUAGCCAUUAUCCCUCUUGCCAAGUUGCUUGGAUAUGCGACAGAGGAGAUCGCAAUGCGACUUGGAGACAACCUUGGCGCUUUGCUGAAUGCGUCGUUUGGAAAUGCCGUCGAGCUAAUUCUGUCCAUCGUUGCGCUCAAGGAAGGCAAAAUCGACGUUGUCCAAGCCUCGGUCCUUGGAUCUGUCCUUUCCAACCUACUUUUGGUAAACCUCGGAGUUUUGGGUCUUAGCUUUAUCUGUGGAGGAUACAAGUUCCAAACGCAAAAGUUCAACCAGACAGCCGCGCAGACCUCAUCAUCCCUCCUUUCCCUCGCAUGUCUGUCCCUCCUCAUUCCCGCCGCCUUUGUCGCCACAGCCAAGGAGAUUGAUCACACGAACCAUAUCCAGUCUCUCUCGUACGGAACUUCGAUCGUUCUCUUGGUCGUCUACAUCCUCUACUUGUUCUUCCAGCUCAAGACCCACACCCACUUGUACGCCACAGAGAACGAGGAAGAGGAGGAGCCUGUCCUUCCCAUCUGGAUGUCGAUUGCCCUGCUGUUGGUCGUCACCCUGGUUGUUGCGCUGUGUGCAGAGCUCCUGGUCGACUCCAUCGAAGGUCUGUCCGAGUCAUGGAACAUCUCUCCAACGUUUAUCGGUCUGAUCUUGCUGCCCAUUGUCGGGAACGCCGCCGAGCACGUCACAGCUGUCACUGUGGCGAUGAAAAACAAGAUGGAUCUAGCCAUUGGUGUCGCUAUUGGAUCGUCGAUGCAGAUCGCUCUGUUUGUGACACCUCUCAUGGUCAUUAUCGGCUGGUUCAUUGAGCAGCCCAUGACCCUGUUCUUCAACACCUUCGAGACUUGCAUCAUGUUCGUCUCAGUCCUCAUUGUCAACUACUUGAUCCAGGAUGGAGAGUCCAAUUGGCUUGAGGGUGUCCAGUUAUUGAGCACAUAUAUCAUUAUCGCCAUCGCUGUGUUCUACUAUCCAGCUUAA
Molecule: messenger RNA, 1275 nt
Organism: Linnemannia hyalina
Lineage: Eukaryota; Fungi; Mortierellomycota; Mortierellomycetes; Mortierellales; Mortierellaceae
Source: the annotation of a GenBank genome assembly